GCCUAGGAAACAUGGUAAAAAAGAUUGAGGCAUGGAAAUACACUGAAGAAUUCCUUGGUAGACAAAGAAAUCAAACCAAGUGUAGUUUUUGUAAGGAAAUUAACCAUGGGUGGAUAAAUAGAUUGAAAUAUCAUAUUGCUGGCAUACAUGGUCAUGAUACUGAGCCUUGUACCGAGGCACCUCCCGAAGCAGUCCGUUUUUGUUACGUCCAAUUAGAAAAUUUUGAAAUACAUAAGCAAACAAAAAAAAGACAAAGAGAGGAGUUAUGUCAUAUUGGCUCCCCUCGACCCACAUCCGCAUCUGCAUCCACAGCUGCAUCCAUAGGUUGUGUUGGAGAGGGUUCUUCUAUGCCUCCCUUUCGUCCUAGUGCCUCCUUUUCGCCCUAGUGCUUCUGCUAGUGCUAGUACUUCUAUUUCUGCUCCUAGUAGUCACAAUUUUGGUCUUAGAGUGCGAAAAUCCAAGAUAGACAAUUUUUUUGUACCACGCACUACUCCUGGCGCACAACGCUCGCUUGAGAGCAUGUCUUGGAACAAGGAGGUCCAUGAUGCAGGAAGAAAAGCAAUUUGCAAGUUUUGGUACUUCUGCAACAUUCCAUUUAUUGCAGCUAGGUCUCCUUAUUGGCAAGGCAUGAUUGAUGCAGUAACCAUUUGUGGGGCGGGGUUUAAAGCCCCUAGUGAUACUGAGUUGAGUGGCCCUCUCUUGUUGGAAAUGGUGGAAGAUAUGAAAGUUGACCUAGAGGAGCACCGCCAAUCUUGGAGCCACAAGGGUUGCACCAUCAUGACAGAUGGUUGGACUGAUAGGAGGAUUAGAAUACUCCUAAAUUUUCUUGUUUCCAGCGGAGAUCCACCAUGUUUUUGAAGUCCAUCGAUGCUUCCUCACAUGUAAAAAAUGUGGCAUACUUAUGUGAGGCUAUUGAGGAAGUUAUACAUGAG
Messenger RNA from Cryptomeria japonica (Japanese cedar), 932 nucleotides. RefSeq lists its product as uncharacterized. The record is from RefSeq and is a predicted model, not a curated record. Bases 520 to 858 code for a protein of 112 amino acids. The transcript has 3 exons. NCBI's taxonomy places the organism in Eukaryota, Viridiplantae, Streptophyta, Pinopsida, Cupressales, Cupressaceae.